AUACUCCACCAGAGGUAUAUGAAGCACUCUCUGAGUUAGGCUACCGCAGUUUCCGGCAAGGACAGGAAGAGGCUGUCAUGAAGAUUCUGUCAGGUGUCUCGUCACUGGUUAUCCUGUCUACUGGAAUGGGGAAGUCUCUGUGUUAUCAGCUGCCGGCAUAUAUGUACGCCAAGAGAUCCCCCUGCAUCGUGCUGGUUAUAUCUCCACUGGUCUCACUAAUGGAUGAUCAGGUGUCUGGUCUUACCCCGAAUCUGAAGGCGGCUUGUGUUCACUCCAACAUGACAAAGUCUCAGCGUGACGCAGCUAUUGAGAAGGUGAAGCAAGGCAAGGUGCACGUUCUUCUCCUGUCGCCCGAGGCUCUAGUUGGGGGAGGUCAGUCUGGCUCCAGCUGUUUACCUCCCGCUGACCAGCUCCCUCCAGUGGCCUUCGCCUGUAUAGAUGAAGUUCAUUGUGUAUCCGAGUGGUCCCACAAUUUCCGUCCCUGUUACCUCCGACUCUGCAAGGUUCUCCGGGAGCGCCUUGGUGUCCGUUGUCUCCUAGGUCUUACAGCCACAGCGACUUUGGGUACAGCGCGGGAUGUUGCCCGACACCUGGGGGUCCCCGAUCAUGAGGAUAUUUCCCUCCAAUCUGCUGCUGUUCCUGGUAAUUUACAUCUCUCAGUGUCUAUGGACAGAGACCGAGACCAGGCUCUUGUCACUCUCCUGAAAGGUGAACGUUUUAGGAAUUUGGAUUCGGUUAUUGUUUAUUGUACACGAAGAGAGGAGACGCAACGUUUAGCUGCGCUGCUACGUACCUGCCUGCAGGGGGUGACUGUGCAGAAAAGCCUCACAUCAGAAGGGGACGUGAAUCCAGUAUCUGAAAGAAAGAAACUUCAGGCCAAGAAAAAAAUCCGCCGACCUCUGAAGUGGAUGGUGGACUCGUACCAUGCUGGAUUAUCGGCUGCAGAGCGCCGUCGGGUGCAGAACAACUUCAUGAGUGGCCAGCUGCGUAUAGUGGUAGCCACUGUGGCGUUUGGCAUGGGACUAGACAAGUCGGAUGUGAGAGGGAUCAUUCACUAUAAUAUGCCCAAGAACUUUGAGAGUUACGUCCAGGAGAUUGGGAGAGCUGGACGCGAUGGCAAGGACGCCCACUGCCACCUGUUCCUCGCCCCUGAUUCCCAGGAUGUGAAUGAGCUGCGUAGACACGUGUAUGCGGAUUCUAUGGAUUAUUUCGCAGUGAAGAGACUUGUGCAGCGUGUCCUCCCGAAGUGCAAGUGUGGCGACUUGCAGAGCAGACGAGAGGCUGUGCGCAGGGGAUGUGAAGUGGACGACUGUGAAAUGAUUGAUUUCCUGGAGCAAUGUGCAGAAGAAGAGGGAAAAUGUAAGAAGGAACCGGCGGAGCGGAUAUGCCAUAGACAUGAGCGCGUUCUACCCAUAGAGGACACUGUACAGGCUCUGGACGUUCGGGAGGAAGGUAUUGAAACUCUCUUGUGCUACUUGGAACUUCAUCCUUGCCACUGGCUGGAGCUUCUUCACCCCACUCUCUCUAUAUGUCGUGUGACAUGCUACAGCGGUCCUCAGCAGCUCCGCACCCUAGCUCGCAGUUGUCCGCCGAUAGCUGUAGCUCUUGCCCGGGAGCGUCUGUCUGGUGUGGAUCAUACACAUGUCAGUUCUGUGGAGUUUAAUGUGGUUGAACUUGCAGACUCCAUGGGUUGGGAGGUCCUUCCAGUGAAGAGAGGUUUACGUGACCUGCAGUGGCACUCGCACACCACCGGAGGAUUCCGAGGGACGGGCAGAAGCGGGAUACUGGCCGAGUUCAGCAAGCUGUCCUUCCACUUCCGCUCCUAUGGGGAUCUGACCGAUGAGGAAUUAGAAGACGUGUGUGAUUACCUGUACCACAAAGUGACUGCACGAGAGGCGACAUCACUGCGACAGCUACAGACCUGUUACCGAGUGUUCCAGAGUGUGGCGUACAGGAGCAGCACAGCUUGUGCAGAACAGGUGAAUGCAGAGCGCUCUGCACAGCUCAAGUCCUUCAUUCUGGAGUAUUUUUCGGGGUUUAAGUCGCAGGCGGCAAAUGAAGAGGAUGAUCUAGCCGAGGAGCUGAGUGGUGUGAAGUACUGUACCCGCUAUUAUCCCCCACAUCCUGUCACAUUAAUGUCCUGUAUAUACUGGGUGUGA
This is a messenger RNA of Pseudophryne corroboree (corroboree frog), 2159 nucleotides long. It is a transcript of the gene RECQL4, whose product is annotated as RecQ like helicase 4. The annotation marks the transcript as partial. Gene Ontology annotation, biological process: telomere maintenance; double-strand break repair via homologous recombination. NCBI's taxonomy places the organism in Eukaryota, Metazoa, Chordata, Amphibia, Anura, Myobatrachidae. The record is from RefSeq and is a predicted model, not a curated record. Gene Ontology annotation, molecular function: 3'-5' DNA helicase activity; four-way junction helicase activity; nucleic acid binding. Gene Ontology annotation, cellular component: nucleus; cytoplasm; chromosome. The transcript is spliced from 14 exons.